AUAUCCCCAGCUGCUAGUGUUUAGUGCUUACUGUAGGACACUGCCCACCUACACUAAAAUGAUCCUUUAGGCCCUGCUUGGAAGCCCGGUUUUGGACACAAAACCGGCGUAAAAUCCGGAGCCGAAAAAAUAUACCUUCAAAACUUAAAAUCCCGAUUGGUUCGUCGUUAUUGUUUUGUUUUUCGCCUGGUUUCGGUCCAAUACGACGGAAAUUGUUACGGACGUGUGGAGGCCUGGAAUUUUUUCUCCGGAAGGUCGGGGCAGAAGGGAGGGAGAGGGGCGACCGCGGGUUGGAGGAGAAACCCGCCGCCGGCGCGAGGCGAGCCGGGAUCCAGCGACUGGAGCGUGAUCCAACGAGGCAUCGGCAAGGGGGCUACUCGGCGGCGGCGCGAGCUUUUGGCAAGGCAGAUUCCGCCCCCGCCUCCGCCCGCUUCUCCGUCGGGCGCUGUUUCAGCGACGGCAGGAAGCGGCUCCAGGCUCCAGCGACUGCGCCGCCGCUCGGACUCGUCGCUGUCUCCGCCUUCUGUACUCAUCGCCGCCGAAUCUCCAGUGACAAGCAAGAUAUCAGGAUGGAUGAGGUCACACAAGCCGUUGAAAACCUGAAGAAGGAAUGGAGCCAAGUAGUUACUCAGCUUGAGUUGUGUGUUGCUGCAAUAGAAUCCUGUGGGAAGAUGGGGAAAGGGACAGAAGAAGCAAGUUCUCUUCCUAGGCUGAAUGGUUCUGCACAGGAUUCACUACAACUGCUCAACGCACUGCAGUGCAGGCUCGAUCUUCUGGUAGAGCAGCUACCCAGUUUUGAAGAAGUGCAGUCUGGCCAGGCUACCUUAGGAUCUUGGAAGGAACAGUAUCAGAAGCUGCGUGCGAGCUUGAGGAGUGCUAACUUACAAGCGAAAUCAAACAUAAAAAAAGCUGCUCAAGAAGAGAGGGAACUUCUUCUUGGAGGUGGAGAAGAGUCUACCAUCCGGAGGCGUAAUCUCCAGACAAAGACUGGGCUGACAUCUGCUGCAGAAAGUAUCACUGAGAGCCUCCGUCGAUCUCGGCAGUUGAUGGUUCAGGAAGUGGAACGAAGUGCAAGUACCUUAUCAACUUUUGAUGAAUCAACAAGUGUUCUCCGGAAGGCUGAAGGUGAAUAUCAAGGACACCGCAGUUUGCUAAUGCGGACCCGUGGUUUGCUAUCCACGAUGCAACGACAAGAUGUUCUUGAUAGGAUCAUCCUGACUAUUGGGUUCCUCAUUUUCUUCUUGGCGGUUCUUUAUGUUGUCUCAAGACGCAUUGGCCUGUUGACACUGCAACGGAAACUGGCUGAUGCGAUCAGAUCAGGUUCCAUAUCAGCCGAAGACAUUAUACCUAAAGUGCAGCACGGACCUGCCCCAGCAAAUCCUAAUAUUGCUCCUCCCAUUUAUGAUGAACUGUGAUUGAUUUCCAUAUAUCAUUUGUGUGUCUAGAUCUAGAAAGCAAGUUAUCUGGGAGCGACAGUUCUGUGUGCUAGCUGUUGAGAAUUCCUGUUUCUUAGGGGGAUGUCGUCUCAAUUAACAGUUUCCAAUGAAGCUCAUUAUGGUUCACUGUCCUUCUCAUGCUUCGAAAGUAAUCGAGGUGUUUCUUUAUAUUGCUUCCAUCUCAAACAUGAAAGCAAAUUCUGUGCAUUAGAGAUGCAUUUGUUAAACUGUACUACUGUAGACAAACACUGAAGUUCUGUUCGAAUAUAUGUCAUCGAUGGGUGCUAGUUCUUCCUUCUGGAAGAACAGAUGCUAUGUAAAACCUCAAGUUCAUCAGUUGAGUAGAGCCGUGAUGGGCGCACAUGUAA
Molecule: messenger RNA, 1804 nt
Organism: Brachypodium distachyon (stiff brome)
Lineage: Eukaryota; Viridiplantae; Streptophyta; Magnoliopsida; Poales; Poaceae
Exons: 8
Coding region: 570-1415 (281 amino acids)
Biological process (GO): retrograde vesicle-mediated transport, Golgi to endoplasmic reticulum
Cellular component (GO): endoplasmic reticulum; SNARE complex
Molecular function (GO): SNAP receptor activity
Source: RefSeq, a predicted model, not a curated record